AUGAACGCGAUAGUGGCACGAAUUCUUCUCAACUCUUGUAACCAUAAAUACAACGAGAAUUUGGAAAAUUUGAUUUGCAAUAAGUUUUCGGGAGAUUUUCAAAGAGUGCUCCGAUCUCUGGUCAAUGCAAACCGCAAUGAGUCCAAUGCUGUCGAUUCAGACCUAAGUGUAAAAGAGGCUAAAGUCUUGUCCCAAUCAGGCGUCAAAAUGAUUGGCACCGAUGAGGAUGAAUUCUUGCGCAUACUUUGCAGCCAUAGUUUCAUACAACUCAAGGAUAUAUUCAAACACUACGACAGACUGACCGGACAUUCAAUGGAAACAGCCAUCGCUAAAGAGUUUAGUGGAGAUCUCUUCGCUAUUUUCAAUGCAAUCGUGCUGAGUGCUAACAGUUUUGCACACUAUUAUGCAAUACGUCUUCAUUCUUGUAUUCAUGGCAUCGGAACAGACGACGAAUCAAUGACAAGAAUUUUGAUCUCAAGAUCUGAGAUUGAUUUGGAAGAUAUUAAAGAUAUUUAUAAACGCAAAUACAGUCGAAAACUUACGGAUGACAUCGCAAAUGAUACGAGUGGUGACUAUAAGAAAAUAACUGUCCAAAGAGGAGCACUCAAUGAAUGGUCGCAUCAAUCGGUGGCUAUAUAUCGGAUGACCAGAUAUAUGGCGAAUGUGAACAAAAUGAUCUCGAUCACUGCCGAGAAUAUGUAG
This is a messenger RNA of Oppiella nova, 702 nucleotides long. The record is from the annotation of a GenBank genome assembly. NCBI's taxonomy places the organism in Eukaryota, Metazoa, Arthropoda, Arachnida, Sarcoptiformes, Oppiidae.